Molecule: messenger RNA, 5635 nt
Organism: Conger conger (European conger)
Lineage: Eukaryota; Metazoa; Chordata; Actinopteri; Anguilliformes; Congridae
Product: transcriptional-regulating factor 1
Exons: 14
Coding region: 482-3457 (991 amino acids)
Biological process (GO): negative regulation of DNA-templated transcription; regulation of transcription by RNA polymerase II
Cellular component (GO): histone deacetylase complex; transcription regulator complex
Molecular function (GO): transcription corepressor activity
Source: RefSeq, a predicted model, not a curated record
GCAAAAUAACCAGCAGAGGGAUGUUGCUCAUCACUUAAAUUACCCAGAGCUGUUACUACAUUAGAUAUAUCCUAAAGUGAAACAACGUAGCUGCUCUGUUAAAACACAUAAUUUCCUGGCUUCUGUAACUGUAACGUCUGUAAUCUAGAACUCUCUUCCCUGCAUGUUCUUCAGAAGGUAGGACAGCAAAAUGAAUACUCCAUCAUGAAGCAGGGGAAUCAGGCACACACACCUGGAUGAACAGCUCCGCCACGCCCCCCAUGCCGCGCCCCCACUACAUCUGACCAUGCCAAAGACAAUCUCAGUAACAGUGUUCAGUGUGUCACUGUCACAAUCUCUGAACUGUUAGUGUCUACCAUAGGCGUCCCUCUCAUUCUUUUCUCCCAGGUAAUUAGUGCGACGGACUUCCCUCCUGUCUCCCAGGUAAAGGGAGGGUGGAAAACCAUCAGUUCUGGACCCUGGUGUACUGUUUGGUACCUGUAUGACAGGAGAUCCGCUCUGUCAGCACGUCCAGGUGUUCAGUAUGACGGAGCAGUCCUUCUACCAAGCCCCGCCCAGCGCGGGAUGCCUGGACGGAGGCUACUUUCCACAGCAUGACCCCGCGGCACUGUGCCACGGCUAUCUCUCCACCGGGGGCGCCACUGAGCUGCCGUCCCCUCCCUUCCCCCCCCAGUCCCCCGGCCUCUCGGCCCCUGAAAGCCCCUGUGCCGGACCGGGCCCCGCCCGACCCGGGGGCCCCUGGCUCCAGAUGGCCCCGCUCUGGGGCUCCAGGCCUGCAGGGGGCGCUGUGGAGCAGGGUAAGGGCUGCCCUGGGGAGGGGUACCAGCUCCCUACCCCACCCCAUGGACCCCCCCAGGGUAACAGUGCCCAGCAGAGGCUGGACUCCUUCACCAACGCUUUUGCCAAUCACAGCCUCCGCACACUCCGGGGCUCCGCCCCCAGCCUGGGCAUGCCCCUCCCCUUCUGCCUCACCAGGCCCACCGAUGUUGUCCUGCAGCAGCUCCUAUCCCACAAACCCCAGCAAGCAGUGAUUCAGCCAAUGGGGAGCCAGCAGACACGCCCAGCUGAGUGCCAGCCAAUGAGCAGCUGUAGCCAGAGACCUGGCUUUGGUGUGUCGUCUCAGCAUGGGUACCUGCUGCAGGAGCAAUACCGCCCCCUACAGGAGCAGCAAGACAUGAACUACCUCCUGUACUCCUGCCCAACCACUAACCCUGGCCCUCAAACCUCAAACCCCUCUCACCUGACAACAAACCCCACCCUCCAACACUCAAACCCCACCCAAACGCACACCGUCUCCACCCACACAUUCGCUAACUCUGCCCACCAAAACUCCCACCUGUCUCCGACCUUCUCCCCCCCCUACAGUCAGGGGUGUAACAUCCACCUGUACUCUCAACCUGAGCCAGUGCCUUCAAUCCCUCAGACCCCCUGUUACUACCAGAGCCACCACCAAAACCAGAACCAGAACCACCUGCUGGACCCAAACCAGAGCCACCUCCUGGACCAGAACCAAAACCAGAACCAGAAUCUGCACCCGCACCGGGCCCACAGCCUGCCUCCCCAGCAGAGCGGUUUCCGCUCCCAGAUGCUGGACGAGCCCCCGCCCCUCCACUGCGACCCAUACUGCUCCGACUCCUGCUGCCCCGCCCUGCUAAGCCCCGCCCAUCUCAGCCCUUUGGACCCCAGCCCCGCCCCCUCCCAGCCACAGCCCCUGCUGCCCGCUGCCACUCACAGUCCGCGCCAGCGGAGGUCAGAGGUGAAGUUCCACGCCCCUGCUCCACCCCCGUGCUGCUCACCCGGCGCCCCUCAGUGGAGACAGAUGUGCUCAUCAGUCCAGGACCAGUCAUUGUGUCAGGAUGAGAGUGUGCUGGUGAAGCUGAUGGGGAAUGAUUCCUCCAGGCUGCUGUGCUCCAUAUGUCAGAAGGAGUUCAAGAGUCUGCCGGCUCUCAAUGGUCAUAUGCGCUCCCAUGGGGGAGGGGUCCCGCCCAAAAUGCCCUUAAAAAUGGGGUGGGGCUCAGGGGCGGGGCCAGACAGGCGGAGCCGGUCCAACUCAGAGCCGCUGAUCAGCACCUCCCCGAACGGCGCUGUGCUGUUCCAGAGCCUGCUGCGCUCCCGCCCCCUGCUGGGAGGGGUUCAGUCCUACACCCCGCCCCCCAUGCUGUGUCCCUCCCGCGAGGGCUCUGGGCUCUUCAACAUCAUCUGCCCCGGAGCCUCACCCGCCAGGACACCUCCCCCUCUCUUCCCCCCUCGAGUGCUGCUCAACAGGACCGGCAGCCUGGACAGCGCCGUUAAACGGGAGAUUACGAGUUCAGGAGAGAAGCUGGUGCAGAUCAAACCGCGGAUCAACAUCGGGCCCCAGUUCCAGGCUGUGGUUCCGGAGGUCCAGAGACCGACCCACACGGACAGGGAUGCCCAUAAGGCCCAUCCGCUCUGGUCUCCCUGGGGGGCCCAGGAAAUCCCAGCCAAUCAGAGAGUGGAUGCGUUGUUGAACAUGGCGUGCUCCAGUAUUCUGCCUGGAGGAGGGACUAACAUGGAGUUUGCGCUCCACUGCCUGUUCCAGUGCCAAGGGGACUUCAUGGCCACACUAGACAGGCUGCUGAUGCAGAAGCCAUUGAGACACCGUCUUAAGCCCCUGGCAGAUUACCACUAUGCAGGUUCUGAUAACUGGACUCUUGCAGAGAAGAAACAGCUGAACAGAGCCUUUAUCCUGCACCAUAAGGACUUCUUCCUCAUACAGAAAAUGGUGAAGACUAAGACUGUAUCUCAGUGUGUGGAGUAUUAUUACACCUGGAAGAAGCGGCUCCGUUUGGGGAAGAGACAGCCGGCUCGCCCAGUCAGUCUGGGGUCUGAGAGAGGGCCACACACCCCCAAAUCACAGGAGGAGGAGCAGGGUGGUGUUAAACAGGAAGUGAAGGCCCACUGGUCACCCGACUUGGAUUGCCCAGCAGCCAAUCAGAUUGGAGACUUUGGCUGUGACCUUCUGGCCCGCGCCGCUAACUCCACUACCCAGCAUGCACUGCACAGCCCGGCUUCGAUCCGCAGCAGGCCUGGCUCCGCCCCCAGGCCCACAUUGGAGAGGAUCCUCCCCAGCCCCUCCCUCCAGCCGGCCCUUGACUCCGCCCCCCUGCCUGCCUUAGGCUCCGCCUCCCCCAGCAGCGCAGACCCCGCCCACAUCUUCCCCUGCAAGGAGUGCGGGAAGGUGUUUCUGAAGAUCAAGAGCAGAAACGCACACAUGAAGACGCACCGUCAGCAGGACGACCCCCAGGACUGGCUCCUCCAACCUGUCAAUCAUCCCGCCACACCCACCCCUCUGCCCCGACCCGCCAAUCACCAUGGCCGGAUCCAGUCCCUCUGCGUCCACAGGGAGGAGGAGGAGGAGGAAGAGGACCCCUUCCUCCCAGUGCAUGCCCUACUUCAGAUGGAGGCAGGACCCUUUAUUUCAGUGGAGGAGCUGUGAUUGGUGGCUUAUUCUGCAGGAGGAGCUGUGAUUGGUGGCUUAUUCUGCAGGAGGAGCUGUGAUUGGUGGCUUAUUCUGCAGGAGGAGCUGUGAUUGGUGGCUUGUCCUGCAGGAGCAGCUGUGAUUGGUAGCUUAUCCUGCAGGAGCAGCUGUGAUUGGUGGCUUAUCCUGCAGGAGCAGCUGUGAUUGGUUGAGCUCACAGGAGUUUCAUUAUCAGAGGCUUAUAAGGCGUUAUCCUUCUCCACAAGCCCCAGAGGAAAAAAAAGCUUUUUAAAAUUUUUUAUAUUUUAUAUAUUUUCUACAUAAUACAAGUGUCCUGGAUGACAAAAAUAUGUUGCAGUGAAAAUAUGUAUAUGUAUGUUUAAUUGAAUGUCCCAUAUGGUAAGAUAAAUACUGUAUCAAGCUCAGGGAUUCCACAAUGUAAUGUCCGCGUUUGAGGACGCAGGAUCUCAGGAGGGUAGAAUAGUCCAUAAUAUAUACAUUUACACAUACAUACAUACAUCAGUGAUUAAAUGGGCACGUUGUGUUUAAUGGUGUAAAAGACAGAGGCAGUGUUGGAGACACGGCCACUUCUGAGGCUGAGAACAGACCAUAAUAGUUCUGAUGCUGUACGAUGCAGGUUUAGGCACGGAUCAGGGAGUCGGAUGAGUGUUUCAUACUGGAAUUCAGCAGAUAUCUUCAUCUCUCAACUUUUUCAGGAACACGCAAGAUAGUCCCAAAAAUAUUCCCACUUUUAUUGUUGUAAAUGUUUUUGUAUUGUACUGUAUAUAUUUUUUGGUGUCACGGUGUGUGUGUGUGUAGGUGUUUGUGUAUAUCAUUUUAGUUUGUUUAUUUUUAACUGUAAAGAAAUAAUUAUGAAAAUGCAAUCGAAUGUGGUCCUGCUCAGGAAUCCAUGUGUGUACUGUUCUGCACACACACACACACACACACACAGACACACACACACACACACACACACAGACGCACACACAGACACACACACGCACACACACAGAGACACACACACACAGACACACACACGGAGACACACACCCGCACACACACACACGGAGACACACACCCACACACACACACAGACACACACGCACACACGCACAGACACACACACCCACGCACACAGACACACACACACAGACACACACACGCGCACACACACACAGAGACACACACGCACACACACACACGGAGACACACACACGCAUACACACAAACAGACACACACGCGCACACACACACACAGACACAUACACGCACACUCACACACAGGGACACACGCACACACACACAGACACGCACACACACACACACUUGCACACACACACAGAGACACACACACACACACACAGACACACACACACACAGACACACACAAGCACACACACACACACACAGAGACACACACGCACAGACACACACGCACACACACAGACUCACACACGCACAGACACACACGCACACACACACACACACACGCACACACACUCUGGGUGUUUGCUUGUUUCUCAGGAUGUCACACCGUGCUGUAUUUAUGUCUCUACUUUACCUGCUGGAGGUUACUUGUACUGGUCAAUGUGUAUAAACUUGAGAUAAUAUGGGAAAUGGAAGUUGCACUUUUGUUUGCUUUGUGAAAAGAAUAUUCAGUAAAAUUGUAACUUGGAUCAGAGUGUGCUUCAGCCGUGUAUAAGAGAUAAUCUCUGCUCUGUGGUAUCGAGGUGUCAUGUCCUGCUGAAUCAGGGAUUAACGUGAUGGGAUCAUUUGCCGGACAACAUACAGGAGAAAGGAUUCACUAAACUGUGCCUGAUGUAAUACCCAGUUCUGUCUCCAUUCCACUGAUUCAUUUCACAGGGACUGUGCUGCCCCCUGGUGGUCACACUGGGUCAGUGUUAAACUGAACUUAGACGGAAAGAGACCAUUUUUAAAUAUGUGCUGCACUUGCAGUUUGUCACCGAACCCCAGUGAAACCUGCUGCAGUGUCCGAACGUCUCCUCACAUCCAUGGCAAUCAGUCAGGCACUCCUCUCUUCUCUACAGGGAUUGGCUGCGAUACAGUGGGUGGACUGUAAUGUAAUGGAAGAUUUAUUUUAUGGCAUCAGGUGCCGUAAAAUGUCUCUUUUUUAUUCCUCAAUCAACCAUAAGAAUGCGGAUGAUGUUUUGGAUUAAUAAACAUUUCUAAGAUUUG